Molecule: messenger RNA, 5995 nt
Organism: Coregonus sp. 'balchen'
Lineage: Eukaryota; Metazoa; Chordata; Actinopteri; Salmoniformes; Salmonidae
Source: the annotation of a GenBank genome assembly
AUGACCCUGUACCUGAGGCAUUACUGGAAGGACGAGCGCCUGUCCUUCCCCAGUACCAACAACCAGAGCAUGACCUUUGACAGCAGGCUGGCCAAGAAGAUCUGGGUUCCUGACAUGUUCUUCGUCCACUCCAAGAGGUCCUUCAUCCAUGACACCACCACGGACAACGUCAUGCUGAGGGUGUACCCUGACGGCAACGUGCUCUACAGUCUGAGGUAGCUGCUCAGCUCCACUGUGUUAUGGCCCUGCUACGCUAUAGCCAUCGGGCGUACAGCAGUGCCAUGAGCCAUCAGCCAUUGAGGAAAUGCUUCCUUUGAAAUCAAUCAAAGCUGCUGUACUGCCCGUGUUGCACACGCGUUGCGUCACGUCCAAUGGCAGCAUCCAAGCUUAAGAAUCACAGAGGUUCAAUUCUCGCAUGUUCAUUCUUUCUUGUGAAUUGAAAUAAUGAGAAAUGACAACACGCUAUUUACAACUUUUACAGUGGGUGCAAAUAAAGCAUAGUGAGCAGAACGAGCAAGGAGUUGGGCAAAGCCAAGCACGAGCUAGCGAGAUCCUUUUGGUGUGUUGUAGCAUGUAUUUUUACUGUUGCUCUACGCACCACUUAUUGCAGAACCACUGACCUAUAUUUUUUACUUGACUAUUAUUUCUGGCGUUAUCCCUAAGAUCUGGAAAGUGGAGCAUGUCCUCCCCCUACAUAAAGGAGGAGAUCCAGACUUAGAUAAUUACGGUCCAAUUUCCAAAUGAUCUUGCCUUUCCAAAGUUUUAGAAUCCCUGACUAACUUUCCCCUAAUAACUUUUUUUACUUCUCACUCUAUUCUUAAUGUGCACAAAUCCGGUUUUAGACCUGGACAUAGCACAAUUUCAGCGGCUACGCUUGUUUUAGAUGAUGUGUUAAAUUGCUUGGAUCAUAAAAAUCAUCGUGCUGCCUUAUUUAUAGACCUUUCCAAGGCCUUCGAUACCGUUGACCAUCACAUUCUCAUUAAAAGGUUGACUGAAAUAGGCCUGGAUCAUGCUUCUUGCAAGUGGUUUGAAAAUUAUCUGUCAGACAGGACUCAAUGUCUGAUCUCCUGUAGCUCAGUUGGUAGAGCAUGGCGCUUGCAAUGCCAGGGUUGUGGGUUCGUUUCCCACGGGGGGCCAGUAUGAAAAAUGUAUGCACUCACUAACUGUAAGUCGCUCUGGAUAAGAGCGUCUGCUAAAUGACUAAAAUGUAAUGUAAAUUAUCUUUGAUGGUGUUAAGUCUAGUUUCCUGGAUAUCACAAAAAGUGUACCGCAGGGGUCAGUACUGGGACCUGUUCUCUUUACUAUUGAUAUAAAUAAUAUUGGUCUAUCUGUUAAAACUUGUAAUAUUAAUCUGUAUGCAGACGACACUGUUAUAUAUGCCAUUGCCCCAACUAUUGACCAGGCUAUGUUAGAGCUGCAAUCUGACCUUGUUACCUUACAGAAAGCACUGGUUGGUUUAAAACUUGUUGUUAAUGCAGGCAAAACUAAAUACAUGUUUUCUCUAUGUCACGACUUCCUCCGAGGCUGCCUCCUCUCCUUGUUCGGGCAGGCUUCGGCGUUCGUCGUCAUCGGCCAUCUAGCCACUGCCGCUCCUCAUCUCAUCAUUCCAUUUGUUUUGUCUUGUUUAUUACACACACCUGGUUCAUAUCCCCUCAUCAGUACCUGUAUAAGUGUUCCCUCUGCCCCCUUGUCUUUGUGUGUGAUUGUUUAUUGUGGAGGAGAGAGAAGCUCGGUGUAUUUUGUAUCCCCGGGAAUAUUACCUGUGCGCCGUGUAUUUUCCAGUGCGGCUGUUUUGCGCAUUACUGCGUAACUCUGUGGUUCAGAAUAAAUCCUGUUAUUCUGUGAUUUACCCUCCUGCGCCUGACUCCUUCAAAAUCACCUCAUCACACUCUAGGUCUCGCAAUAAUUUUCAGAUGGACUACAUAUUUAUUCAUUGGAUGGUUCUCCCAUUGAUCAGGUUCCCUCCUACACAUAUCUGGGCAUUUGGAUUGACAAAGACUUAAUGUUUAAAAAACAUACGGAUGAACUAGUUAGAAAUCUAAGAUUUAAAGUGGGCUUCUUUUUUAGAAAUAGAUUUUGCUUCUCCCUAAGUAGCAGGAAGCAGAUUGUACAGUCAACUUUCUUGCCAAUUCUUGAUUAUGGGCACACCAUUUACCAGAUUGUAGCAGCCACUACUCCUAAACCUUUGGAUGCCGUCUAACAUAGCGCCAUUCGUUUUAUCACUGGUGACAGUUUGAAUACUCACCACUGCAUUCUGUAUCAAAAGGUUGGCUGGUCCUCAUUAAAGUCCCGUAGAUCAAUUCAUUACUCCCUUUUUGUUUACAAAGCUCUACUACACAAGCUUACAACUUACCUAACUUCGUUGCUAACGUAUAAAAGAAUGAGCAACCAAUUCUGCUCGCAGGAUUGAUUAACUGUUGAGGUCCCUCUGGUCUCGACCAAUUUAGGUAAUUCCUCCAUUAGUUUUAGUACCCUCCAUUGUUGGAAUAACCUACAAAAUUUUGUGCAUCUUGAUUCCUUGGUGCCGCUAAGGCAGUUUGGGACUCCGGUGUUGAAUUAAUUAAUUGAGUAUUGCAGUUAAUUUUUUUAUUUAAAAAAAAUGUUAUUUAGAUGAUGUGUUAAAUUGCUUGGAUCAUAAAAAUCAUCGUGCUGCCUUAUUUAUAGACCUGAUUGUAGUGGUUUAUGUGUUAAAAUUGUGGUGUUGAGCCUUGUGGUUAUUUUUAUUCUUCUUGUUUUAAUUGUAAUGUAAAUUGUUCUUCCUGUUGUGAGAAAAUGUUUGUACUCAGGGCACCAUUGGGAAUAAGACCCUGGUCUCAAUUGGGCUACCCUAAACAAAUAAAAGCUUAUAAAAAUGUGUAUAUUUCCGAUAGGGAACACCUCCUCUGUGAAGUGUGCGUGUGCACAAACUCAAUUCGGCCUUGCACUCCUUCUAAACAACGCCAUUUUUGAAAACUUUGGCAAAACGUCAAGUCUAUAAAACUUAGUGCACUGGGUUCGUAACAUAUUCUGGUUUUGGAAAAAUAAAAAUGUAUUGAGAUCAGAUGUUUCAUCGAUGAGAAAAUUUGCUAAAUGUCAGCCCAGUUUGAUCUACUUCCAUCCUCUCCCACUGCCCACGACUGGACUUCCUCUCACUACCAUAUUUGGUGGUGAGAAAACGGCUUUGUGUAACAGGUAGAACGUCACAUUGACGCUAAUGGCAAAGCAACGCAACGCGUAUAGUGAAGCUGCAGUGUUACCACAGACAGAAGGGGAAACCCAAACACGUCACAGGGGUUAUAAAGCUGAAGCAUUCAUGUGUCGCCCAACGGUCUCCCACCAACUUCGAUUUCCUUCAUUGAAAAUGAAUGGGGCUCAGUUGUUUCAUCGGUGGAUUUCCAGUGUUAGAAUGAUGAGAACUGGGCCGUGUCCAUUAGGGCAGAGUUUCCCAAACUCCUGCUACCCCCCCCCCCCCCCCCCCCCCCCCCAACUUCUCUGCCAAUAACAGCUAGUUUUCAGGUUACAUAUCACUCCCAUUAGGCCCCUCCGCUCUGGUGGGUUGAUCCCCGCACCACAAUCCUAACUGUGGUUAAUGCACUGCUUUGGUGCACAUUCCCGCUCCGCUCAGACCACUCUCAGAAAGUCAUAGCAAAAUUAUUGCUUCAGAAAUAGUUUUUUGCUCAAAAGCAAUUUUGUUUCUUUUGGACCAUUAUUAUGGAAAACUAUUACAGUAAGGUACUUACUUGUUACCCAGAAAUGAUUUGAUAUUGAGAUAAAAACUUCUGCACCUGGCCUUUAAUUUGUUUCAUACCCCAUUCAAGUGAGCUCAUAAUAGUCAUACUGAUCCAUUUCAGCUACAGUUCAGCAUAAAAGCCAAAAAGAAAUCUAAGUGUUUCACAAUAUAAUCAUCACUUUGUAUCCAUAUUAAAUUCUGGUCAGGCAUAAGUCAGGCUCUGAUGUCACUUUUGUUCUCACAGAGUCACAGUCACGGCCAUGUGCAACAUGGACCUGAGUCGCUUCCCUCUGGACACACAGACCUGCUCCCUGGAGAUAGAGAGCUGUGAGUGCAUCUAUCAACUUCACCAUUUACCUACACAUCUCUGAUGACAUUUGAUUUAUGUUUUUAUCACAUGUUCAAAGAUAAUCGAUCAUAUUUGUAUGAGGUAUUCAUUGGGUUUUUUGAACAUUCUCUCAUCAGAUGCAUACACGGACGAUGAUCUCAUGCUGUACUGGAAGAAAGGCAACGAGUCACUGAACACGGACGAGAGGAUAUCUUUAUCCCAGUUCCUCAUCCAGAAGUUUCACACCACUACAAAGCUGGCCUUCUAUAGCAGUACAGGUAACCCUGAAGUCACAGAUUGAGUAGAUAUUACGUAGACAUUACAAUUACACAUUAUAGGCCAUUGGCGUAUUUACUAACACAACCGUGGGCCACAUUAAAUCGCCUUGCUGGCCGCAUUUGGCCCGCUAGUCGUGAGUUUCAGACCCCUGCACUAUGGGAAUGGAAACAGGUGAUAAGGACUGGAUCUGUGUAGAAUAUCAGCUGUGUUUCUUUUUUAUUCUCAGGCUGGUACAACCGUCUCUACAUUCACUUCACCCUGCGACGCCACAUCUUCUUCUUCUUGCUCCAGACCUACUUCCCAGCCACCCUCAUGGUCAUGCUGUCCUGGGUCUCCUUCUGGAUUGAUCGCCGGGCCGUCCCUGCUAGGGUCCCUUUGGGUAGGAAAGGCCCUUGCCAGAAGGACUAGGAUGUUUUUUUUUAGCUCUAGGCUAAAUUUAUAUUUCCAUGUUUUAUUUGAGAUAUAGUACAGUCUUGCUGUCUUUCCAACAGUGAUUGUGAAGUUUGUUUGGUCUCGACGGUGCCCCCAAUAAGGCUCGAAAUUAACUGUAAAAUGUCCAUCUUCUCAAAUACAGAUCAAGCCAAGACCUGGACUCAAAAGCUAUUUCAAUGAGAUCUGUGUCUGGGUAACUGUCCCUAAUGUCUUCACAUAGGUUGCUAAACCGUCUGUUUUGACUGUGUCCAGGUAUCACCACAGUGCUCACCAUGUCCACCAUCAUCACUGGAGUCAACGCCUCCAUGCCCAGAGUGUCCUACAUCAAAGCAGUGGACAUCUACCUGUGGGUCAGUUUCGUAUUUGUCUUCCUCUCGGUCAUAGAGUAUGCCGCGGUCAACUACCUCUCGACCGUACAGGAACGGAAAGAGAGGAAACUAAGAGAGAGGGUACGGUUUGUUUCAUUUCAUUUACAUAAAAUGUUUUUCUGCUUUUCUGUAUACAGUUAUUUUUAGGACUACAUCUGGUGAACAACUUUGCAUACUGCAUAUCUCUCUAUAUGCCAAAUGUUGUGGCAUAUGGAACUGAAACUGCAUAAGAAGCCUCAGGAGGAAGUAUUUCAACUCACACAGCCCCUGAAAACCUUUCCUGCCACGAACAACCUUGUUGAGAAGCCCUAAGCUCGAAAAUUACUAAAUAUAUUAGACAUCAGUGGAUUUAAAGCCACUUAAAAGUUUUGCGGUUUCAAAGUCUUGUCCUUUAAUUCACCCUUUUUCUCUUUGUACUCCCCGCUACCUGCAGUUACCGUGUACCUGUGGCAUCGGAAACCCUGACGACGCCAUGUGCGAACCCCAGAUCAUUGGCUACACCACCAUGGACGCCAACAGUAUAGGGAACUAUGGCACCGCAGGGAACUAUGGGAUGCCGGAGAACGGCGGCAGGCAGGAGAGGAUGUUGGCCCAGGUGGUUUUGGGGGAUCCCCAGCUCACGGGCCAGGUAAAGAGGCCAGGCUAUGUGAACAUUUGGAUAGACACCCACGCCAUAGACAAGUACUCACGGAUGGUCUUCCCUGGUUCCUACGUCCUGUUCAACAUCAUCUACUGGUCCAUCUACUCCUAACGCCUGGCCUGUGCCACGAAUGGGGAAGGACCCUACUACCCUAACACAUCCACAUGCUGCAGUUAGAGCACAACAUGUUCGUAUUCAUUAGGCACCAAACGGCACAAAACUGACUGAAACAGGGAGCG